Molecule: messenger RNA, 1910 nt
Organism: Eutrema salsugineum
Lineage: Eukaryota; Viridiplantae; Streptophyta; Magnoliopsida; Brassicales; Brassicaceae
Product: serine/Arginine-related protein 53
Exons: 6
Coding region: 106-1566 (486 amino acids)
Molecular function (GO): zinc ion binding; nucleic acid binding
Source: RefSeq, a predicted model, not a curated record
UUGGUAGCUGUCGAAUGUCGUCGAUGUCAUUUCUUCCUUCCGAACCCUAGCUCUAAUUAUCUCGUGUUCGAGAAAUUGGGUCGCCAUUGAUUCGCACUUGGCAAGAUGGCAAGCACCAGAUCAGACCCAGAGCUUGAUGACGACUUUAGUGAAAUCUACAAGGAGUAUACAGGUCCUUCCUGCACUGUGACCAACAAUACCCAAGAAAAAGACAAACCUAUCAAACGGCCUGAAGAUGGAUGUGAUGAAGAAGAGGCACUACCUGAUCCCAAUUCUGUACCAACCGAUUUCACUAGCCGAGAGGCUAAGGUUUGGGAGGCUAAAUCCAAAGCUACUGAGAGGAAUUGGAAGAAGAGAAAAGAAGAAGAAAUGAUCUGUAAAAUAUGUGGCGAGUCUGGUCAUUUUACUCAGGGAUGUCCAUCGACACUUGGUGCCAACAGAAAAUCUCAAGAAUUCCUUGAAAGAGUACCGGCUAGGGACAAGAAUGUAAGAGUUUUGUUUACUGAGAAAGUUAUAGAAAGGAUUGAAAGGGAGACCGGCUGCAAGAUCAAAAUGGAUGAGAAGUUCAUCAUUGUUAGUGGCAAGGACAGGUUGAUCUUGAGGAAAGGUGUAGAUGCUGUUCACAAGGUUAAGGAUGAUGUUGAUGUUAAAAGUUCUUCUGCCUCAGUCACUCACAGGAGCAGAUCCAGGUCACCUAGGCGAACUUCUGUUGGUCCACCGCGUGCUCGAAACAACUCCGAACCUCGAAGACAGUACCCGCCAUCACAUGGUUCAUCAAGUUUCUCAGAGCGCUCUGGAAGGCAAGAUAAGUUCGUGGAUAAUCGUCUUCGCGAGGAGAAUCGUGUUCGUGAGGAUAAUCGUGUUCGUGAGAACCAGCGAAAUGCUUCCCGAGGAUCUCCACAAGCUUAUGGUAGUGACAGAGCCCGGAGUCGUUCUACACAUUCAAAAUCUCCAGGGCGGCCACGUUAUAGUGGAUGGGAUAAACCGUAUGAUAGGCAAAAGUCUGAGGUGAGUGGUUAUAGGUCUGAAAGAUGGGAUCAAGAAAGAAUGGGUGGCUCCAGCGACAUACAGGUGAGUCAUCAGUUUGAACGCCCUGCUUUCCCACAGACGUUAGAAGAUCUAGAAUUGGAAUAUACGAGGGAUGCAAUGGAACUUGAAAAGAAACGCGACAAGGAAGAAGAUGCAGAGAACAACAAGCAUCGAGAGACAAUCCGGGAACUGAGAGAGAGUUACAUGGAGAAACUGGCUGGGCUAAGGGCUAUGAAUGCUAAACAAUGGGAAGAAUUCCUUCAAGUUGAUGCUCGGAGACGUCAACAGCAAGCACGGCAGCAAAUCUCUGGUCUGAGUUAUGGUAGUAACUAUAGACAGUUUCCGUAUGCUGAGUUUGAUGAAGGUUAUUCUGCCAACCCUCCUCCCUAUGGUGGAAACAAUGUCCCAAUGGAUUCUGAAGGCAGAUACCCAAACCAUGUAAAAGGCUAUUCCUCAAGGCAUCAAGACAACAAUUAUGGUUCUGGGUUCCAACGCCAGAGACGUGAGGACUAUGGGAAAGCCUACAAUCGUUAUUAGACCAUUGUUGUGAGAUCUUGCUUGGGUCUGCUGUAUCUGAUUUACGACGAACAAGUCAAAUCUCACCUCCAGAUCUGUUGGUAGGUAAUCUGAAUUCUUAUUAGGCUGUACAAUCCGCAACCAAGGUCCAAUCUUCCGUUGCUGGUUAGGCCACUAAUAUAUGUUUUUAAUACUGUCCUUGUCCAUGCAACAAAGAUCACCUGUAACUGCUAGCUAUAUCUGCUCUUCCCUUUGGGAUUGUCUUUUACAUUCUAAAGAUUUAUUUAUUUUAUUUUAUUUUUGCUUCAAGAUUAAUGACAGAACCAUGUCAUUGUACUCACAGUUGAGCCUUUAAACAGAUUACU